AUGCCUCAAGCAAACAAAAGAAAAAGAGAAACUGGAUCAACAGAAAGCUUUAAGGAAGCUCGUCAAACGAUUAGAACUUUAGAAGCUAGUCUGUCAGAUAAAUCCAAUUUAAACAACAUUGUUGACCUCUUCAAGUUUGCCAAAAGUGACAACCCACAAAUAUGCCAUGCUGCGAUCCACGCUCUCAAUCGUGUGUUCACUGUCUUUUUGAUGAAAGGUGAUUUAAAAAGAGUAAAGAACACUGAUCAACCAUCGGCCAAGGAGAAAGUACAGAUCUGGCUUCGUAGUCAAUACACUGAUUACCUUGCUCAUUUGCGAACCUUGCUUUGGAACGACGAACCUGGUCUUCAACUACCUGCUCUUAACAUAUUAAUGAGCAAUAUUAAAUCAGAAUCUGAAUAUGCCAUGAAUACAUCGGGUGCUUAUCACUUUGCCAACCACGUCUAUGGCCCGAUUAUCAAGGCUAUCGUCACUAACCCAAACUUUAAUGAUCAUCUUCGCAAGGAAGUUGUUGAAAAAUACUUGAAUGUCUAUGAUGAUCUAAGGCACUACUUUUUCAAAGAUGCAGCUGAAGUUAUGAACCGUGCUUAUCAAACUAAACAGUCCACAACAGAGGUUGAACAGAAAAAGAAAAAGCCCAAGUUUAGUGAAGAGGUACAACAAGACGACCUUGGAUUGAUGGCUGGUAAUGUCCUUUCAAUCUUGGAAAACAUUUCCACUAUGCCAACAGAUGCCUCGGAAAUUGACGAGUUUUGGACGGUCAACCCAGCACAAUAUGAGAAUGAUGAUAACAACAAGAAGACCAAAUCAGAGGAUGAUGAGAUUUUAGGUGAUGAAGGUUUAUUGUCUGAUGAUGAACAACCUUUGACAGAAGAAAAUGAUCAGAAAAAGAAAAGAAAACACCCUUUACUUCAAUUGACCGUUCAUCGUCGAGGAUUCUCUGACUGCUGGUUAGCAUUCUUAAAGUUGCCUCUCACAGAAGAAAUGUAUAAAAAGAUUCUGCUGAUCUUGCAUAAAAGAAUUUUGCCACACUUGGCAGAACCAAAACUGCUGAUGGAUUUCUUGACGGAUUCAUACAAUGUUGGAGGAGCCGUCAGUUUGUUAGCACUCAAUGGCUUAUUUACUUUGAUUGUAGACCAUAACUUAGAUUAUCCUGAUUUCUAUAAGAAACUUUAUACACUAUUGGAUAGAAAUGUUAUGCACGUCAAGUAUAGAUCUCGAUUCUUCCGUUUAUUAGAACUCUUUUUAUCUUCUGCAUACCUUCCCGCCACAUUGAUUGCUGCAUUUAUUAAGCGUUUGGCUCGUUUAUCCCUCACUGCACCACCCGCUGCCUGUGUGAUCAUCAUUCCGUUCAUCUACAAUCUCUUAAAACGUCAUCCUACAUGUAUGUGUCUCAUACACAGCAACAAAGCAAUCGAUAAUGCCGCCGCUGAUCCAUUUACAAUGGACAACCUGGAUCCUUAUGAAUGUAAAGCGCUUGACUCAUCACUUUGGGAAGUAAAGACAUUGUCUGAACAUUACUACGCCAAUGUAUCCACUCUCGCCAAGAUCUUUGGUGAACAGUUCUUGAAACCAAAAUAUAAUCUUGAAGAUUUCUUGGAUCAUACAUAUGCAACAUUCUUCACUACAGAAAUUGAUCGCAAGCGAAAGAAAGAGCCAGCACUAAAUUAUGAAAAGCCCACAGAAAGUAUUUGGGAACUUUAA
This is a messenger RNA of Rhizopus microsporus ATCC 52813, 1704 nucleotides long. Its product is annotated as CBF-domain-containing protein. Bases 1 to 1704 code for a protein of 567 amino acids. The transcript has 5 exons. The record is from RefSeq and is a predicted model, not a curated record. NCBI's taxonomy places the organism in Eukaryota, Fungi, Mucoromycota, Mucoromycetes, Mucorales, Rhizopodaceae. Gene Ontology annotation, biological process: ribosome biogenesis. Gene Ontology annotation, cellular component: small-subunit processome; nucleolus; Noc4p-Nop14p complex.